Paramecium pentaurelia is the source of this 2580-nucleotide messenger RNA. Lineage: Eukaryota; Ciliophora; Oligohymenophorea; Peniculida; Parameciidae. The record is from the annotation of a GenBank genome assembly.
AUGUAUUUAUAAAUUAUUGCAAUAUUGAAUCUAUUGACUCUAUCCUAUUAGUUUGAACCAGUUUGCAAUAAAAUAUUGUCAAAAUAAAUACAUGAUUCUUUACCUGUUAAUUAAUAUAUACUAUCAGGUCAAUUUCCAGUGAAGGAUAAUUCUCAUUCAUAUUUAGCUUUCAUAUUCUAUGGAUCAUAAUAUGCAUCAAACUUAUAAGUAAAUUUAUGUAUGUAAUUGUAAUAGCAAUUAAAUAACUAUAAUACAAUUGUUUGGUUUAAUGGAGGUCCAGGUACUUCAUCAUAAUUAGGUAAUUAUUUUGGUUUGGGACCAAUAAAUUUUAAUGAAAAAGAGAAAUUAGAGAAGAAUUAAUAUUCUUGGAAUACUAGAUUUAAUAUGCUCUUUGUUGAUUAACCAAUUGGAGUUGGUUAUUCAUAUGCUUAUACAAAAGAUGAAAUACCUAAUAAUUUGGAUGAAAUAGCAUCAUAAUUCAAUUAUGCUUUGAAAUCAUUUAUAUAAAAAUGUUAGCUUUAAGAAUUAUCAAAAGAAUCAAAAUGGUUUUUUGCAGGUGAAAGUUAUGCUGGAAAAUAUGUACCUGCAAUAGUUUAUGAUCUUUUGAAAUAAUAGGAAACUAUAGUAAACGUUUAAGGAGUUAUUUUAGGUAAUCCUUGGACUGAACCAAUAUCUAUAAUAAGUGAAAUGAGUUCAUAUGCAUUUAAUUUAGGUUUGAUUGAUCUUUAAGAAAGAUAAAAAUUAGACAAAAUCUUAUUAAAAACAUUAAUCAAUAUUAAAAAUCAAGAGUUCUCAAAAAUAGCUGAUAAUAUAUAAACUUAUUUAAUAGAAUUAACAAAAAUGAAUGGAGGAAUGAAUUAUUAUAAUAUUAAAAAGUAUGGAUCAUAUGCUAAACAAAAUUAAAAAUUAGAAUUAUAUUUGAAUUCUGAAACCGCUAAGAAUUUAUUUAAAUUUCCAUUAGCUGUUACUUUCAAAUUAACAUAAAAUUAAAUAGAAUAAUAAGGUGAUGUUUAUUUAGCCUUAAAAGAUAAUGUUGGAUAGAAUGAUGUAAUUAAUAAAUUAGAAUAUAUUAUUUCCAAAUUUCCAGUCUUUAUUUAUAAUGGAUAGAAUGAUGCACUUUGUACUAAUUCAGGAACAUAGAGAUGGGUUAAUAGAAUUAAAUAUUAAGAAACAAUUGAAUUCAUAAAUUCUAAUUUUACUACUAUUUAAUUUAAUAAUAGAACUAUAGGGUAUUAAAAAAAAGUUGGAAAUCUUGGAUUUGCAAUAAUAAAUGAUGCUGGUCAUUAGGUUCCAAGAGAUAAGCCUUAGGAAUUAUUCACUAUCAUUAAUGGAUUUAUUGAUGUAUGAUUAAUUUAUUUAUUUAUUAAAUUCUUCGUUAAAUAAUUUCUAGAAAUUAAUAGAAAAAUCUAUUUCGAGAAAAAUUGAUAUUUUUGAGUUGAAAAACUUAUCCAUCUGUUCAAGUCAUUAAAAAUAUCUUAUGGAAACAGAAUUCACUAAUUUAGUUGAAGAUGGUGGAGUUAAGAAACGAAUUAUAUAAGAAGGUUAAGGAGAUAUACCUAUUGAUGGAUCAAGAUGCAAAAUUCUAUAUAAAGGAACUUUAGAUGAUGGAACUGUGUUUGAUUCUUCAUUAGAUAAAGAAAAUCCUUAUAAAUACACAAUAGGCAAAGAGGAAUUAAUUAAAGGAUUUGAUAUUGCAUUAAAAUCAAUGAAGAUUGGUGAAAAAGUUGAAUUGAAAGUCACAUCAAAUUAUGGUUAUGGUGAUGAAGGAGAUACAUAUAAAAAUGUUCCUAAGAAUGCUAAUCUUACUUAUGAAAUAGAAUUAAUUAAUUUUAAAUAAGCUAAAAAGAAGAGAUGGUAUUUAAAAUUAUAUAAUUAUUUAGGGAAAUGACUCCUGAGGAAAAACAUUAAGAGGCUAUUAAUAAAAGAACAAAAGGAACAGCAGCCUUUAAAUAAUAAAAUUAUAAAGAGGCUUAGAAGAUUUAUAAGAAUGCUCUAUCUUAUUGUGAAUUAACAACUGAAGAGGGUAAUGAAUUAAAAGCUAGUUUAUAACUUAAUUUAUCAAUUUGCUGUUAUUAAUUAGAAGAAUAUAAAGAUUCAAUAGAUUAUGCUAAAAAAGCCCUAGAUUUAAAGACUAAUCAAUAAUAAAAAUUAAAAGCUUUAUAUAGAAAAGCACUUGCUAAUAUUAAAAUAGCUGAACUUGAAGAAGCAUUAGCUGAUUUGAGAGAAGCUUUUAAAAUAGAUUCUACUAAUUCUGCUGUAAUUGAAGAAUUGUCAAGAGUCAAAUAAUUAAUAAAGGAAGCUAGAAUUAAAGAAAAAGAAAUCUAUUCUAAAUUAUUUUAAUAAAAACUUUAUGAUGAAUCUGAAAUUGAACCAAAAAAAAUAGAGAUAAAGGAAACUAAAUCAGAAAAUUCAAGUUGUUGUGAUCAAAAUGAAAAAAUUGAAGAAGAGACUCAACCUAAAACAACUAUAGAAAAUAAAGAUGUAUAAAUAUAAGAAGAAAAACCUGAAGUAAGAGAAUAAUCAAAAACAGAAAAUAAUGAUAAUAAUAAAAUAGUUGAAGAAUCAGCAACAUCUGCUUGA